This is a messenger RNA of Phyllostomus discolor (pale spear-nosed bat), 3172 nucleotides long. RefSeq names its product peroxisomal biogenesis factor 12 (gene PEX12). Gene Ontology annotation, cellular component: peroxisomal membrane; peroxisomal importomer complex. The transcript is spliced from 3 exons. The record is from RefSeq and is a predicted model, not a curated record. Bases 1264 to 2343 code for a protein of 359 amino acids. Gene Ontology annotation, biological process: protein import into peroxisome matrix; protein monoubiquitination. NCBI's taxonomy places the organism in Eukaryota, Metazoa, Chordata, Mammalia, Chiroptera, Phyllostomidae. Gene Ontology annotation, molecular function: zinc ion binding; protein binding; ubiquitin-protein transferase activity.
UAUACAAUGUAAAGUAGUGCCUUUUGUCCCAAGCCUCCCCAGUUAACGCUAGAUGGAAUUCAUCAGGAUCCCCUCAUCUUAGUACUGUACUCAUAAAGCUAAUGGGACACACUCUCCCGUGUACAAAGAUAGGAACCGCUUACAUCUACUGUAGCGUGCCUAGAGUAGUGCUUGAAUGCAACCAAACUAGAAGGCGGGUAAGCUACCAGCUUGGACGAAAUGCAGUCGUCCCAAGUUUUGAGGAACCGCAGGAAGCUUUCUCAUUCUAAUCCUCUUUAUUUAUCACUGGCAGCAUACAGCUAAGGCCUCUAUCUCCAGCCACGUCGCUUCAGAUCUUUCUCGGGGAUCACAAAAUUUAAGUUCACCUCCACCCUGCCGCGUGUAGACCGAGAGCUUUCCACCCCCUCAUUCCCUUUCUCCCUCCGCCCCUAACUCAAUCGCUCCCGGGACCGAGUUCUGGCGCCCGAUGUCUGCGCUCCAAAUCUUCUCAAAAAGACCUCUGCAGGGACUCAGAACUCUGGUUUCCCUACCGAGACAGCGAUGCAUCAACUACUAGGUAAAGCAAACGAGCGGAAAAAUCCCUCUCCCAGGGAACCCUCGAGAGCCCGCCUUUCAGUGGAGGCGGAAGCGGAAGCGGAAAUGCUACUGGGGUCAUAGAGUUUCCUAGUUCCGGUUUCUGGACUGCUUUUGGAGAUAGAGCGCCUCUCUUCUGCUGUGGUUCCCCAGCACCGGCGGCUUCUCUUUCCGGGUGCAGCGUCUGUCAUAAAGCUGAGACCUCCCUUCAAACGUGGCGUCGUGGGUCCUUCGCGCCUCGCCGGGGGUCAGCGUGCAAGGACGGGCGCGGGCAGGGUACUUAACACUCAACAGGCGCAGCCAGUCCGCGUACUGGCGCCCCCGAGCCCUCACGAUUGGAACUACCUGAUUCGCAGCCUCCGGGACUGCAUUUGGAGAGGACAGCACUCCCUGGCCCGUACCUGUACCCCACAGUCACACUCUGCCCUGUGAGGUGCAGCGUUUCCCAAGUCCCCCUGUACCGCUUCCACCCACGUCUGCGUUCAACUUCGUCCUUAACCUCCUUGAAACUCCGUCCCCUCUGCCUCCAGAAGUGGUCUUUUCCCCCAGUUCCCGUAAACAUUGGGAGUUAAGUUUUGGAUAUCCUGCAAAGAUUACUUCUAAGACUGAGCAUCCAUUCGAUCGCCCGAACAAGUUCAUGCUUGCUAGAGAGCUUGUGGGCAAAGGGAAACCCAGUGCACACGGAAAACGAUGGCUGAGCACGGGGCGCACAUCGCCGCUGCUUCCGUGCAGGACGACCAGCCAUCCAUCUUUGAGGUGGUAGCGCAGGACAGCUUAAUGACGGCAGUGAGACCCGCUCUUCAGCAUGUGGUCAAGGUUCUUGCAGAAUCAAAUCCUGCCCGCUAUGGCUUCUUUUGGAGGUGGUUUGACGAAAUCUUUGCCCUGCUAGAUCUUCUGCUCCAGCAGCAUUAUUUGUCUAAAACCAGUGCCUCGUUUUCUGAAAACUUUUAUGGCUUAAAGCGGAUUGUUACGGGGGACACAGGCAAGCUUCAGAGACUGGCCAGCGCUGGGCUCCCCAAGAAGCAGCUUUGGAAGUCAGUCAUGUUCCUGGUCCUCCUUCCGUAUCUGAAAGUGAAGCUGGAGAAGCUGGUUGCUAGCCUGAGAGAAGAGGAUGAAUAUUCCAUCCAUCCCCCUUCUUCCUGCUGGAAACGAUUUUACAGAGCCUUCCUGGCAGCCUAUCCGUUUGUUAACAUGGCCUGGGAAGGCUGGUUCCUUGUACAGCAACUCCGAUACAUCCUGGGGAAAGCUCAGCAUCACUCACCGCUGCUAAGUCUGGCUGGAGUCCGGCUAGGUCGACUCACGAUUCAGGACAUACAAGCUCUGGAGCACAGGCCUGCUGAAGCCGCCAUGAUGCACCAACCAGCCAGGAGUGUUGCUGAGAAGAUCAAGUGGGCUGUGAAAAAAGCGGUGGGGGGUGCCGCCUUAUCGCUGUCCACGGGCCUGUCCGUGGGCGUGUUCUUCCUGCAGUUCCUUGAGUGGUGGUACUCGUCUGAAAACCAGGAAACCAUCAAAUCCCUCACGGCCCUGCCUACGCCCCCGCCGCCUGUCCACCUGGACUACAACCCUGACUCCCCGCUGUUACCCAAACUGAAGACUGUGUGCCCGCUGUGUCGCAAAACCCGGGUGAACGACACUGUCCUCGCCACCUCUGGCUACGUGUUUUGUUACCGCUGCGUGUUGAUUUAUGUGAGGAGUCACCAAGCCUGCCCCGUCACGGGUUACCCGACAGAAGUGCAGCAUCUGAUUAAACUGUACUCCCCCGACAACUGAAAGGGUUGGCACGGUGGUGAGGCCGCGGGGCCGGAGUCUUCAGCAUGGUCCAUGGCACUGUUGGAUACUCCUUAGGCUCAAUUCAUAAUUAUAUGAAUUUUAAACUACUACAUGGAUUUCUUUAAAAGAAUCUACCCAUUGAUGUUAACCUUCUAGCCUGCUGUCUGGACCUCAACUUAGAGCUGACCGAGCUGGUUAGAAUGAGAGAGUCGGGGUGGCAGGGGACAGUGUAGAGGAAGUGGGUAAAAGAGGAUAAUCAGCACAGAAGCUUUUCCUUAAAGAACAAAGAGGCACAGAAGCUCUUGGGGGGAAAAAAACCAAGUUAGACCUCAGAAAGUGGGUGGCGAGGGGGAAGCAGGCCUUUUCUUCAGAAAAGAGUGUUGAUCUGCCUGUGAGGAGGAGGCUGGUUGUGUCCCUUGGCAAACAGUGUGAAACGUGGGCUUGUUCUUUAUGUCAGGCACUUCUGGAAAACAGGAAUAGCUCCUUCUACAUACUGUGACCACUGGUUAAAUAACAUCUGCUGUAGUUUAUCAACUUUUAAAGAUUCCUUUGUUACCCACACGUCUUUCCUGGGAAACUGGUUAAAGGACAAAGGGGUUGAGGGUAUGUACAGAGCAACCUUAGGGUUUCGGUGUGACACCCAAGUGCUGAUAGGCAAUGAAAAGAUGGAGUACAAUACCGAUCCAACUGUGUAAAGGAAGGAUCUGUUCAUAAGCUCUUUCUGCUUGCUGUUAACAGUUUGCUACACUGGCAUGAAUUAUUCUGGCUAUUUACUAAAGUUUCUGUGAAACACUUAAAAUAAAUUUUAAGAAUAAAUGAUUUUGGCAAA